Molecule: messenger RNA, 3209 nt
Organism: Helicoverpa zea (corn earworm)
Lineage: Eukaryota; Metazoa; Arthropoda; Insecta; Lepidoptera; Noctuidae
Gene: qless
Product: all trans-polyprenyl-diphosphate synthase PDSS1
Exons: 8
Coding region: 30-1358 (442 amino acids)
Biological process (GO): ubiquinone biosynthetic process; isoprenoid biosynthetic process
Cellular component (GO): transferase complex; mitochondrion
Molecular function (GO): prenyltransferase activity
Source: RefSeq, a predicted model, not a curated record
GCUGUCUAAAAGUGGGGGGGAAAUGGCGAAUGCCUGUAUGCUGUGUGUGUUAUGCAGUUCAUAUCCUCAAGCGUUUCGUUGCAGUUGUAGCUAUGGCGUGUUUAAGUUCGAGUAGGCUCUGUGCUCGUGUUCAAGAUAAGUUAUUGUGUCAAUUCGGACAUAAAGUUCGAAAGCAAACUGUAUUUGUGAAACUCAAACCUCCUGGACCAUCUCCAUUGCGAAUAUUUGGAAAGACAUGUCAGAGAGUCACAACAUGCGGGCCCGCGUGCGGGUCGGGCGGGCUCAACUCCGCCGCCACUAGCGGCGUGGUGCGCCGCCUCGCCUCCAGCCUCCAGAGCACAAGCACGGGCUCGCUACCAGACUACGGCACACAGAUCGUCGACCCCUACCGCUUACUGGAAGACGACCUCAACGGAAUAUAUGAAGACAUCAGAUCCGAGCUGGAACGUAACACCAACCAGCCCGAACUGAACACCAUAGCCACAUACUACUUCGAUGGGCAGGGCAAGGCGCUCAGGCCCAUGGUCGCGAUACUCAUGGCGAGAGCCGUCAACUACCACGUCUAUGGAGAAAACAGUGCAUUGCUGCCGUCUCAGCGACAAGUGGCCAUGAUCAGCGAGAUGAUCCACUCGGCGUCGCUCAUACACGAUGACGUCAUCGACCAGAGUGAUUUCCGCCGCGGGAAACCCUCCGUCAACGUGCUCUGGAAUCACAAGAAGGUGGCGAUGGCCGGCGACUUCAUCCUCGCCGUGGCGUCGAUGAUGAUAGCUCGCUUGCGCAGCGAUGACGUCACACUCGUGCUCAGCCAGGUGGUAACAGACCUCGUGCAGGGCGAGUUUAUGCAGUUGGGCAGCAAGGAGACAGAAAACGAACGGUUCGCACAUUACCUCACCAAGACGUACAGAAAGACUGCAUCACUCAUUGCCAACUCAGUCAAAGCGGUGGCACUGUUAAGCGGGGCGGACGAAAGCACGUGCGAGCUAGCCUUCCAAUACGGACGAAACCUUGGAUUAUCGUUCCAAUUGGUGGACGACUUGUUAGACUUCGUGUCUUCAGCGCAGGCCAUGGGCAAGCCCACAGCCGCCGACCUCAAACUCGGAUUGGCCACAGCCCCCGUGCUAUUUGCCUGCGAAAAGUAUCCAGAACUGAACCCCAUGAUAAUGAGGCGGUUCCAAGAGCCGGGCGACGUGGAGAAGGCGUACGAGCUGGUGCACAAGUCGCGCGGGCUGGAGCAGACGCGCUUCCUGGCGCGCAAGCACGGCGCCCAGGCCGCGCGCCUCGCCGCCGACCUCGCCGACUCGCCCUACCGCCAGGCGCUCGCCACCACCACCGACCUCGUGCUCAACAGGAUCAAAUAGUGCUCUACCCGCUCCCGUGAAAGGCAUCCACAGUUCUACCCCAAAACAAUCCUCUAACCGCAUUACGUCACAAAAACUUCGCGAGUCGUCCACUGCCUGCGCAUUAGACUAUUUUGUUUCUAAAUAUUCUACUGCGCAGGCAGAGCUAACUUCGGGUUCGUCUAUUUUUCAGACGUAAUGUAGUUUUUCGUUCACGUUCGACGUGAUCGUAAGAGUACUUAGACGAGUUUACUUUCCAUGUCGAGCGCCACCUUUAAUGGCACUUAAAGGUGAACGCGCGAGACCACAGAAUUCUGGAUACCUUUUAGCAAAGGAUAUAGAGGCGAUGGACAUUUUAUUUUUAGUAGUGUAUGUGUGUUCGUGUGCCGCGGCCCGGUCGUGGCGCGGCCGACGCGAGUGAACCUUUGUGUAUAUGAGAGUGAAUUGAGCCGACAUGGCGACAUAUAUCGUAGAUAUUUUACGUCAAGCUAUACCAUGUGCCCUGAUAAAUUAAACAUAAUAAAUUCUACAAUAUACUAUAUAAACACUAUGUAGAUUUUUGUUAUAUUAUUGUAAUCAGUAGAACUGAUUGUCAAGUAAUUAUAUUUUACAUAAUGUUAAAGUAUAUAUAUUUUAUUGGUAUAUUUAUGUUAUAUAAAUAUUUUACUUUGUGUCCUUCACUUGUGUGACCUGAUUUAUUUUAAGAUAAUUUUCUGUGUUUUGUGACAGCAUGAAGUAUCUAUGAGUAGCGGCUAUCGCUUGCAGAGUGCGUGACGACUCGUUACCAAAUACUGUUGUAUAAUAUGCUCAACUGUUGUUUGUAUCGUGCAAUUUUAUGUAGGUGUAGAGAUAGAAAGUACCUGUGUUUAUGCACAAACAUGCUAUCGACGAUCAUCACUAAAUUGCUUACACUUUUUGAUUUCUCGAGUUGGUGUUCGUUUUGUUUCUUACUGUAUGUAUUUUAUGAUGUGUAAAUACUGAGAGUCAUUGGAUAAGUUACCCGUGUUUUAUCUUCAAAACCAAUUACCUCAAUUCUUUAGAAUACACGUUACAUACUAGAGGUGUAUGUUAUAUUCUGACCUAGUAUUAAAUUGUAAGUAUUUUACGAGGCACUACACAUUGAGGCAGAAUGUUAACAUCUGUUAGUCUAUUAGUACAUGUUACAAUUGUAAAUAAUACUAACAACUAUAUAUAUUCAAUGUAACGGAGGUUUAUAUAGGCAAAUGAAUUAUCAGAGUACCGCAAAAAUGCACCAUAAGCGCAGUAUUCUUAAAACUUUUUCUUGAAAUUUAUUGAUAUUUAACAAAAUAUUAGUCAUUAAUAAGGUAAUUUAGUGUAAGGCCGACACAACGACUGACGUAAGAUAAAUGAACUGGUGUUUCCGACAAAGAACACUCGACACACGACGGUUCAGAAAUUAGUAUUUUUUUGUCGGAACUUCAUUUCGGAACACAGAAUAAUGAUGAAUUCAUGUCGAUCUCUGUAAAUGGAGCAUAAUACGUAAUUAUAUGAAUAUUAGUAAAUGUACCAAAUUACUAAAAUGUGUGUGAAAACUCAUUUAGCAAAAGGUUCACCUCAAUACGUUUGUCGGGGAAAUGCUUCCAUGAGAGCGCAGAGAUGCAGACGAUUCACUUGACUGUGUUCCUUGUGUGAACGCACCUAAUUUCAUACCUCGGUCGAUGUGUCAGCCUGUCCCUGAUGGAAAAGAAGGUGUAUGUUUUUUUGUACAUUAAAAAUGUUAAAAAAUGGGAGUCAAUGAAGUUUAUUUAUGUGUAUGUAGACAUACUUUCAUAGGACAUACGUUUGUAAAUAUUAUUAUUCUGUAAAAUGGUAAAUCAUGAAUAAUUUUUAAUAUAAACAUUAGUUACAAAA